UGGCCUUAAACUUGCAGCAAAUUGCAAAGAAAUGCCUCAAAGGCUACAGCUCUCUCUGCGCCCUGGGAGCUGAGAUGCACGUCAGUGGCCUUGCCAGCGUGGCCAAUUCUCUGCAGACUGCCAGAAAAAAGAGGCCAGUUGGAAAGACGAAAGAGGAGAGAUUUCCCGGGGUUGAGACCAUGCCCUGCAUCUUUUCUCUUCCCUAAUCUGCUCUGUCUCUGUCUACCCUGGCUCUCCUGACCUGGCAGAACCGCCCAAAGUUGCUGUGGAAUUUACCUCCAUUUCCUCUUUCAGUCUGUGAUGUGUGGUUCAGCCUCUUGUUGAGCUCAUUGAUAGGAACAGGCUGUCUUUGACCUCCACAGCCAGAGCAGAGUGAAGGAACAUUUUCAUAAUGGACACUUCAUCCAAAGAAAAUAUCCAGUUUUUCUGCAAAAAUUCAGUGCAACCUGUUGGAAGGCCUUCCUUUAAGACAGAAUAUCCCUCCUCAGAGGGAAAGCAGUCAUGUUGUGGUGAACUAAAGGUGUUCUUGGGUGGCUUGUCCUUUGUUUACUUUGCCAAAGCAUUGGCAGAAGGCUAUCUGAAGAGCACCAUCACUCAGAUAGAGAGAAGGUUUGACAUCUCUUCCUCACUGGUAGGAGUAAUUGAUGGGAGUUUUGAAAUUGGGAAUCUCUUGGUUAUAACCUUUGUUAGCUACUUUGGAGCCAAACUUCACAGGCCAAGAAUAAUCGGAGCAGGGUGCCUUAUCAUGGGAAUGGGGACUCUACUCAUCGCCAUGCCUCAGUUCUUCAUGGAGCAGUACAGGUAUGAGAAAUAUUCGCCUUUCUCUAAUUCUACUCUUAGCAUCUCUCCCUGUCUCCUGGAGUCAAGCAGUCAGUUACCAGUUUCAGUUGUGGGGAAAUCACAAUCCAAAAUAAGUGACGAAUGUGACGUGGAUGCCAGCUCCUCCAUGUGGGUUUAUGUGUUCCUGGGAAAUCUUCUUCGUGGGUUAGGAGAAACUCCUAUCCAGCCACUGGGCAUUGCCUAUCUGGAUGACUUUGCCAGUGAAGACAGUGCUGCAUUUUACAUUGGGUGUGUGCAGACGGUUGCAAUUAUUGGACCAAUUUUUGGCUUCCUGCUAGGCUCAUUAUGUGCCAAACUGUAUGUGGAUAUUGGCUUUGUAGACCUAGACCAUGUUACCAUUACCCCGAAGGAUCCUCAGUGGGUAGGCGCCUGGUGGCUUGGGUAUCUGAUAGCAGGAAUCAUAAGUCUUCUUGCAGCUGUGCCUUUCUGGUGUUUACCUAAGAGCCUACCAAGACCCCAAAGUAGAGAAGACUCUAAUUCUUCAGAGAAAUCCAAGUUUAUUACAGAUGAUCAUAUAAAAUACCAAACACAUGCCGAAGAAAAAGGAAAAAUAAUGGAAAUGGCAAGAGAUUUUGUUCCAUCACUGAGGAGUCUCUUUGGAAACCCAGUGUAUUUCUUGUAUUUGUGUGCAAGCACCGUCCAGUUCAAUUCUCUCUUUGGCAUGGUGACGUAUAAACCGAAGUACAUCGAGCAGCAGUAUGGGCAGUCAUCCUCUAAGGCCAACUUUGUUAUCGGGCUCAUCAACAUCCCUGCAGUGGCCCUUGGGAUAUUCUCGGGGGGAGUAGUCAUGAAAAAAUUCAGACUCAGCCUGUGCGGAGCUGCAAAACUCUACUUGGGAUCAUCUGUCUUUGGUUACCUCCUCUUCCUUUCCUUAUUUGCCUUGGGCUGUGAAAACUCUGAUGUGGCAGGACUCACUGUCUCCUACCAAGGAACUAAACCUGUCUCUCAUCAGGAACGAGCUCUCUUUUCAAAUUGCAACUCAAGAUGCAAAUGUUCAGAGACCAAGUGGGAACCGAUGUGUGGUGAUAAUGGAAUUACAUACGCAUCAGCUUGCUUUGCUGGUUGUCAAACCUCCAACAUGAGUGGAAAGGACAUUAUAUUUUAUAACUGCACCUGUGUGGGAACUGCAGCCUCUAAAUCUGGAAAUUUCUCAGGCGUAGUGGGCAGAUGUCAAAAAGAUAAUGGAUGUUCCAAAAUGUUUCUGUAUUUCCUUGUAAUUUCAGUCAUCACAUCCUAUACUUUAUCCCUAGGUGGCAUACCUGGAUACAUAUUACUUCUGAGGUGCAUUAAACCACAACUUAAGUCUUUUGCUCUGGGUAUCUACACUUUAGCAAUAAGAGUUCUUGCAGGAAUCCCAGCGCCAGUAUAUUUUGGAGUUUUGAUCGACACAUCUUGCCUUAAAUGGGGAUUUAAAAGGUGUGGAAGCAGAGGAUCUUGCAGAUUAUAUGAUUCAUAUGCUUUCAGGUACAUAUAUCUAGGACUGACUAUGAUUCUGGGCACACUAUCCAUUUUCCUAAGCACUGCAGUGCUUUUGACUUUAAAGAAAAAUUGUGUUUCAAAACGUAGAAGCUUCAUAAACAAAAGAGACAGAACAAUGGUUUCGACAAGAUUCAGGAAGGAGAACUGUGCUACAAGUGAUCAUUUGCUACAUCCCAGCUAUUGGCCAGGCAAGGAAACUCGACUUUAGGAGAGGAUGUCUGGCAGCCACAUUUUCUAUUGGGCUGAAAUUCUGCAAACAAAGUUGAAUUAAAAGGGGUUUCAGUGUGUAAUUUCUUUGUACCUUCAAAACAAUUUUACUUCAUUUUUGGUGGUAGGCAUUUGAUAACAUACCUGAUAAUAACUCUCAUUAAACGUACAUCAGAAGAAGCAGAUGAUAAAACUAAUUUAAAAUCUUUUAAUUUACACACAAACUCUUUGUAUUACUUAUUAAUUCUGCUGCAUUUUGCCUUGUGUCCACUGCUAUACAAGCUCUAUUCCUAGUACAACAACAGUUCCUGUGGUCUAAUGGUUAUAUAGAGAAUAAUUGCUAAACUAAGUUAUUUGUCUAGAGUAAUAGAGGAUUGUUAAAAAUUAAGCCACAUCUUGGGAUCCUUCAAGUGUCUCCGCAAUGAAAAUGCUAGGAUUCAGUCACAGCACAGAGAGGGAGAUUUCAUUUUUGAACUCUUCUUUUGUUUUGAAAUAUAAAAAUUAAUAUAGAAAUGUGUUGUGAUAAAGUGAUCUUGAGGAAUUGAAAGUUUGGGAUUAUUAUUAGUUCCUUAUCUAAUCAUUUACAUAUACUUGUGUGAUGCUAUCAGUGACCAUUGAUGUAAAGUAACAAAAUUGAUCUUGAUGUAUUUUAUUGCCCUAUGAAUUCCAUGGAUUAAAAUAUUAUUAAUAAAUUAAUAUAUAUUAUUAAAUACAUAUCCCU
This is a messenger RNA of Chinchilla lanigera (long-tailed chinchilla), 3247 nucleotides long. It is a transcript of the gene Slco1c1, whose product is annotated as solute carrier organic anion transporter family, member 1C1. Lineage: Eukaryota; Metazoa; Chordata; Mammalia; Rodentia; Chinchillidae. The transcript has 15 exons. Bases 392 to 2527 code for a protein of 711 amino acids. Gene Ontology annotation, cellular component: membrane. Gene Ontology annotation, biological process: sodium-independent organic anion transport; transmembrane transport; bile acid and bile salt transport. The record is from RefSeq and is a predicted model, not a curated record. Gene Ontology annotation, molecular function: protein binding; bile acid transmembrane transporter activity.